Ogataea haglerorum is the source of this 720-nucleotide messenger RNA. RefSeq lists its product as uncharacterized. The transcript is spliced from 2 exons. Bases 1 to 720 code for a protein of 239 amino acids. NCBI's taxonomy places the organism in Eukaryota, Fungi, Ascomycota, Pichiomycetes, Pichiales, Pichiaceae. The record is from RefSeq and is a predicted model, not a curated record.
AUGUCCUCUCAAUCGCUGCCUAACGGCACGGCCAAGGCUGAAAUGCGGCCUUCCGGCAAGAAGAACAGGAAACUGCGCAAAAAGGCCGCCCGGCCACAGCCGAUUAUGAAAUACGCCUGGCUGGCCGGCCAUGUCAGCACGUUGCUCUUCGGGCUCAUCUUCCUUAGGUACUACGUUGUCCACAAGCAACACCAGUCGUGGGUGGCCUUUGUCGGCUACAGACUUGCAAAACUUCCAGUACCUCGUUCUGUCUGUGCACUGGUUCUUCGGAUGGUCGUCUUUCUUCAAGCUGCUGCCGUAUCUUCUGAUUGCGACGCUACAGCUGUCCAGCCACUUCCAGAUCAGGCCGUUGCUCAAACUGGAGCCGGUUUUCAAGAAAAUCAUCGUCUACAACGAAUUGUUCCUGUUUGUGCUGCUUGCGUUCGAUACGCUGUGCAUGAGAGGCAACUCCGGCUUCGGCCUCGUCAGCUACGCGAUGUUCUACUGGCUCAGGCUGCUGCACAGCGAGGACAACAGGUUCUUCGUCUACUCGGUGAUCAGCAAACUGGACACGUUCAUGUCGAAGCAGAAGAACCCAACCAUCGUGGAGCUCUGGAGCGAGGUCAAGAAGUUUUUGAGCGUCAAACAGAGCAAGUUCGAGUCCCAGUACUUGGCCGAGUAACUACAUGUAACUACAUAGAUGAGACACAAGACAUCCGUCAGAAACUUGAGCUUUGGUAA